AUGCAGGGGCAAGGGCAAUCUGACCCGUGUCAGUUUUUCCAACGAUCUGCUCCAAACCCCGCCAAUCCAGAACGCACGUCCAAGGCGUCGUGGGCCCCACGGAAGUCUGCCCGGCGAGGUUCACCCUUCGCUGCCCAGGCGGAAAGGAGCGAGGGGACGCUACAGAUCGAGAGCCGCGCUGCUCGGCUACCUGACGAAAAAGAGGUGGCUGAGCCAGAGGUGCGGAUGGUGAACGGCAAGCCAAAGAAAGUGCGAAAGCCAAGGACUAUUUACUCCAGUUUUCAACUGGCGGCGUUACAACGGAGGUUCCAGAAAACCCAGUACUUGGCUCUGCCCGAGAGAGCCGAGCUGGCCGCCUCUUUAGGCCUGACGCAGACUCAGGUGAAAAUCUGGUUCCAGAACAAAAGGUCCAAGAUCAAGAAGAUUAUGAAAAAUGGAGAGAUGCCCCCGGAACACAGUCCCAGUGCCAGCGACCCGAUGGCUUGUAACUCUCCACAGUCCCCCGCCGUGUGGGAACCGCAGGGCACGGCCAGAUCUCUCAGCCACCAUCCUCAUGCUCACGGGACAACCUCCAACCCAUCGCCCGCAUCCACUUACCUGGAGAACUCCUCUUCCUGGUAUUCCGGCGCAAACGCUCUGAACGGCCACCUGCAGUCUCACGGCUCCCUCCAGCACUCCUUAGUGUUGGCUUCCGGGACAAUCUACUAGAACAGGCGAUCCUUUUUUAAACCUUCGUUCCUUCCUCUCUUGUUUUGGACUUGAUUGCUUUUGUUCAUGA
This is a messenger RNA of Python bivittatus (Burmese python), 778 nucleotides long. The record is from RefSeq and is a predicted model, not a curated record. NCBI's taxonomy places the organism in Eukaryota, Metazoa, Chordata, Lepidosauria, Squamata, Pythonidae.